Messenger RNA from Peromyscus californicus insignis, 447 nucleotides. Its product is annotated as WAS/WASL-interacting protein family member 1-like. NCBI's taxonomy places the organism in Eukaryota, Metazoa, Chordata, Mammalia, Rodentia, Cricetidae. The record is from RefSeq and is a predicted model, not a curated record. The coding region runs from base 1 to 447 and encodes 148 amino acids. The transcript has a single exon.
AUGGCGGUUCCGGUCGUUCCGGGAUUUGCCAGAGAGAAGAAAACAAGGCCGGUGACUGCAAGAGCGGCGCCUCCCUGUUCAGGUCUCAGACACUCGCGUCAUCUCCGCGUGGAUCUGGCUCUUGCCAGGAGGGAGCCCCGCUGGCGUCCCUGUGCCCCCACAACCCCCCCCCCCCCGGCCAUCGUUCUCCUCCCGCCGGCGCCGCAGCACGCGGAGCUCGGAGCGCCCCGGAUCCCACAGCACCCCUCCUUAGGCGCGCGCCUCCCGAGCUCGAGCUCCGGGCUCCCCUCGCUCCCGGAGCCCCGACUACUCGGCUUCCACCUUGGGCUGCGAAAGCCGCCGCCCCGCGCCACCCCCGCCCGGCCGGGCCCUUGUCUUAGCCGGGCUCCCCCGCCAGCUGCACGGCCACCGCCGCACGUGACCCGCCCCCGUCGCGGCUUCCGCUGA